GUGUGUGUGUGUGCGUGGGUCUGUAGAUGCUGCAUGGGCUGCAACCGGAGCUGUUGCUGUUGCUGCUGGUGAAUAAUGCAGACAGGAGAACGGAGUUUGGAUAGCAUGCAAGGAGCCAGAUUAAUAAUGCAUCCCGCCGGGUUACGAGCUCUGCAUUAGUUAGUUUUGCUGGAACCUGUAGCUGCCGACUGCCUGCCUGCCUGCUUGACUUACUGACUUCCCGCCUACCUUUCUGCCUGCCUGCCAGCCUUUCUACCUGGCUGGCACACUGUCCAAGUCAGAAAAUGUCUCACUACCAUUUCAUCAAAUGCUGUUGCUUCCAGCUAUGUAAUGUGUUUCGUCAGAACAUGGAGAUAGACCAGUGUCUGCUGGAGUCUCUCCCCAUUGGCCAGCGCCAGCGGCUGGUCAGGAGGAUGCGCUGUGACCAAAUAAGGGCAUACUACGAGAGGGAAAAGAGUCUUCAGCGCCAGCAAGCUGGAAUCAAGGUCCGAGCGCCGCCCACCCACCGCAAGAGGCACCGCAUCCGCUUCAGCCUCAACGAUGUCAUACAGGAUGCCAUCAUUCGCCAUGACGACAAAGAAGUGUUGCGUCUCCUGAAGGAGGGAGCAGACCUCAACACCCCCAUCUCUUCUGGGGGAUCCUUGCUACACCUGUGCGCUCGCCACGACAACGUGUUCGCUGCGGAACUUCUGAUCGAACGAGGCCUGAAUGUCAACCUGCAGGACGAGGACCUGUGGACUGCCCUGCAUGUGGCGUGCGUAUGUGACCAUGCAGAUGUGGUGCUGCUGUUGCUGCUGGCCGGGGUGAAUGUUCUGCUGCAGGAUGUCAACGGAAACAUUCCUCUGGACUACACCUCCGAGGGAACCGAGACCAGCUAUAUCCUCCGAAAACACCUGGAGGAAAAUGGUGUGGAUGUGUCAUCCAUGCACACCAUGAAGAUGCAGAGGCCCAGCAUGAUGCUGUCUGACGUUAGACAGCUUGUCACCACAGGGGGAGGCGUCAACCAGCCCAAUGAUGACGGGGUCACUCUGCUCCACAUAGCUUGUGCCAGUGGUUACAGGGAGGUGGUGUCUGUGCUGUUGGAGAGCGGGGCGGACCCUCAUCCUGCUGACAACAACUUCUGGACCCCUCUCCACCUGGCUGCUAAAUACGGACAGACAAGCAUCGUUAGCCAACUACUGAGGCACAGAGCAAACCCGACUCUGUUGAACUGCAACCAAGACAAGCCCUCAGACAUUUCUGCAUCAGAGCCCAUCGCUGAUAUGCUGCUGAAUGCUGAGGAGAGCUGGCUGCAGAGGCUAAAGGACCCCUCCGCUCCUCUGCCCUCCACCGACCAACGCUAUGAUGGCGGCUCACACGACCUCAACACUCCCGUCAAGAACUUGAACCCCCUGGGGCUCUCUAUCUCUAAGCGGGACAGUCUGCUGGAGAAGUGUGCCAUGUUCAGGGACGCAGGUGGAGCACUGAGCCGACAGCCCUCACAGGAUAAUGGCCUAGAUGGCCCCUUUAGCUCUGGAGCCAGCAAACUGGAGCAGGUCAAGCUGAUGCCUCCGGCCCCCAACGACGACCUGGCCUCCCUCAGCGAGCUGACCGACAGCAGCCUGCUCUACGAGAUGCAGAAGCGAUUUGGCAACGACCAAAUCUACACUUACAUUGGACACAUCCUUCUGCUGGUGAAUCCAAACAAAGAGCUGCCCAUCUACUCCACUUUGGUGAGUCAGUUGUACCUGAGCUCCACGGGUCGUCUGUGCUCCUCCCUGCCGCCUCACAUCUUCUCCUCAGCAGAAAGAGCUUACCACAUGAUGCUGCAGGAGAGACGCCCGCAGUGUUUCAUCUUAAGUGGUGAAAGUGGUUCUGGGAAAACGGAGGCCUGUAAGCACAUAGUGAGACACCUGACAGCUCGAUCCAGCCCCAAAGGCUUUGCACUGGAGCCCAGAAUGAAACAUGUUAACUGUAUUUUGGAGGCAUUUGGUCAUGCAAAGACAAUGAGGAACAACAACUCAAGCCGCUUCAUCAAGCUGUUGACCGUCCAGUACUGUGACAAGAGGAGGACACUGCUCAGAGCCCGUGUGUACACCCACAUGCUGGAGAAGUCCCGUGUGGUCCACCUGCCUCCUCACCAACACAGCUUCAACAUCUUCUAUCUGAUGGCUGAAGGCCUGUCGGCCGAGGAGUGCAGCGCCCUUUACCUCAACAACGUCUUGGCUCAUAGGUAUAUAAGUGGAGGACUUGAAGGGGAGAACCCUCCAGUAGCUACAGCCUCUACCCAGAGCAGGGAGCGCCUCGCCGCAGUCAAACAAGCCCUGCGAGCCCUGGGCUUUAAUAAGCAGGAGGUUGAGUCAGUGUUCAUGCUGCUAUCUGCUGUGCUCCAUAUUGGGGACCUACGUUUCACUGCAUUGACAGAUGCCGAUACAGCUUUCCCUUCUGACCUGCAGCUGCUGGACAGAGUUGCUGGAUUGUUGCAGGUGUGCUCCAAUGACUUAAGCACAGCCCUCACCUCUGACGUCCAGUACUUUAAAGGUGACGUGAUCACUCGGCGUCACACAGUGGAGAUGUCAGAGCAGUACAGAGACCAGCUCGCAAAGGCCAUCUACGGACGCCUCUUCAGCUAUUUGGUCAACAGUACCAAUGACUACCUACAGGGACAGGACGACAGCAUUGGCGAUCCUGCCUUGGAAAUCGGGAUCCUGGACAUCUUUGGGUUUGAAGAAUUUCAGAGAAAUGGCUUUGAGCAGCUGUGCGUGAACAUGACCAACGAACGUCUGAGGCAGUACGUCUACGAGGUGCUAUUCCAGCAGGAGCAGGCUGAGUGUCUGCAGGAGGGCAUCGCAAUGGAGACCCCACGCUCCCCCAGCAACCAGCCAGCCGUUCUGGACUUCUUUCUUCAGAAGCCUCAGGGGCUGCUAUGCGUAUUAGAUGAGGAGAGCCAGAGCCUGCGGCCAGCAGAGCAGACCCUCUACAAGAGGCUGUCAACCCAACUGGACUCCAAUCCCACAGACGGUCUUUCUCUGACAACCAAGGAUGGCAACGGAAACCCGCCGCCCAAAGACCAGGGCCCAGCCUUCACUGUCAGCCACUAUGCCGGACAGAUAUCAUAUGAUCUCACAGGAUCACUCACAAGAAACAAGGACUCCCUUCCUCAGAAUCUUCUGUUUACGAUGAAGUCCAGUGAGAGUGUGUUACUGCAGCAGCUCUUCCAGUCCAAGCUGACUCAGACUGGUUCCCUGGUGCCAGCAGCCCAGGGCCGUGUCGGGUUGAGGGGACCCAAAGCCGCCCUGUUGCUCCACAGGAUGCCAUCAGCCUCCCAUGUCACUGCCAACAAUGUACCCCAACAGCCCCGGAGGUACCCUGAUCUUAGCAAGAUCUUGAAGAAGAAAGGCUCAAGCUCCUUCCUUCAACGGCUAGAGCGCUGUGGGCCCAUCACAGUGGCUGUCCAGCUGAGGAACUCGCUGUCAGAAGUGAUCAGUAAGCUGCAGGCUUGCACUCCUCACUUUGUGGAGUGUGUGCGCCCCAACACCAGUGGUCAGCCAGACACUUUUGACAGCUUCCAUGUCUCGACCCAGCUGCAGUACAUCGGGGUGCUCGAGAUGGUGCGCAUGAUCCGUUAUGGAUACCCCGUCCGCCUGUCCUUCCCAGGCUUCCUCAGCAGAUAUAAAGACCUCGUGGUCCCGACUUUGGGGGACAAGAAAAAAUUGUCCCCAGAAGAGAGAUGUCGCUCUGUUCUACAACAGUCCAAACUCCAGGGAUGGCAGAUGGGCAGCAGCAAAGUGUUUCUGAGAUACUGGCAGGCAGACCAGCUCAACGACCGCUGCUACCAGCUUCAUAAAAAGAUCAUCACUUGUCAGAAAGUGGUGCGCGGCUGGCUGGCCCGACAGCGUGUUCAUCGCAGGCUGUCCUCACAGCAGAAAGAGGAGUGCAGCGUGCAGCGUUUCCUGCAGGGGGCAGAGGACAUGGGGCUGCGAACCUACGACCAGCUGGUCAUCCAAAAUGCAUCGGACAUCGCACGAGAGAGCGACCGCCUACGCUGCCAUGGCAACAGCCUCGUCAACACCCUUGGCAACAGCCCACCGCUUGGUGAGAGGCCUGAACCAGUGGGCAAGGAGGAGGACCAGCCUGUCAGGAGGGUUGUGGAGAAAAGUGGGAAAGUCUAUGAGGGUCCUGUGAACGGGGGCGGUCGAGUUAUUCGCCAUUUUCGAUCGAGCUCGGUACCCAUCCCCCUCGCCAUGGAGAGCAUGGUCCAUUCCUCUGCCAGUCCAUCCAUCAAACCAGCUCUGCAGCAGGUAGCUCAUACCAAUGAGGACGGGGCAGGCGGGGGAGGUCUUUCCUCUCCUCGGAAGCAGCCUCCACCUAAACCAAAGAGGGACCCCAACACACGUCUGAGUGCAUCAUAUGAAGCUGUCAGCGCAGGGCUAACGAUGGCUGCCAAAGAGAGCCCCACUCCAGAGGGUUAUGGUUCGCCAGCUGGAAGCCCUCCUAAAUCCCAGCUGUCCCCCACAGACCCUGCAGCCUUGUCCAAGCCUCGUCCCCACAGUGAUGACUACACAACCAUGAGGAAGGUGCCACCCCCCAAACCUAAGCGCAGUCCCAACACUAAGCUGACAGGCUCGUAUGAGGAGAUCAAUGCCGUAGCACCCCACAUCCACCAGCUGCGUCCUGCUGAUGUAAAGCUGGCCUUGCUCUCCCGUGCUGGGGGAUUUGGAGGGUUUGGUGGUUUGAUGCACAAAGCAGCCUCUAUCGAUGCCCCGCAUGGAGUAGGACUGAGCCUUUACCACGGCCAAGACGAAGAGGACGUGUACAUAGAGAUGUUGGGCUCCCAGCAGCGGGCUCGGAGCCUCCAGGAGCCCCCUGAUAGCCCAGAGCUGGCAGACUCAGAGGCCGUCUAUGAGGAGAUGAAGUACUUCCCUCAUGAAGAUGGUGCACCUGCCACUGUGGUUACCAAAGCAGCCAAACUUGAGGCUCUAGGUUUAGGCCUAGUGGGAUUAGGGGCAUCUCUUCCUCAGAGCGGGGAGACCAAACGGAUGCCAGCAGGGGUAAUCGCUGCCAUGGACCUCAAUCUCUCUCAGAGCGUGUCCAACAGUGGAACGCCCAAAACUCAGCAUAGCAAAGACGGCAGCUGUGACAUCCCUGCCCCCUUCCCCAACCUGCUUCCCCACCGUCCUCCUCUCCUGGUGUUCCCCCCCUCCCCCGUCACCUGCUCUCCUGCAUCAGAUGAGUCGCCCCUCACCCCACUAGAGGUAAAGAAGCUGCCCGUGUUUGAGACAAACCUGAACUAUGCUACCGGCCCCGACAGCCCCCUGUCCCCACAGUAUGCCCGCCAGAGGGCUGACUCCUCCCCUAGCCUCACUGUCCUCAUGCCAGAGAAGAAGUCCACACCUCCACUCACCCCUCCACCUCCACCUCCUCCUCCCAAUGCCCCACCUCCUCCCUAUAGACCUCCUUCACACUUCCCCUUCCCCCCUGAGGCCAACUUCCUGACUCUGACCCGAGCAGCAUCUGUCACAGGGAGCUCAGACUCCCCCAAAACCUCAUCCUCUCAAAGGGCAAGUGGCGAACCACUGGGGAAGCCACCUCCCUAUUCCCCAGUAAAGAUGUCUCGCCCUGAGCCUCGUAGAGCGCACUCGUGCUCCUCCUCUCCCCUGCUGUUCAACCCAGCCAAUGGCAGGCCUCUGACCAGCCCUCUGGAUGAGCUCAACACUCUGUUCAGCUCUGGACGCAGCCUGCUAAGGAAGUCCACCUCUGGCCGCAAGAUGAGAGAUGGAGGAUUCAAUUCUAAUAUCAAUCUCCCAGGGAGGGAAGAAUGUGGCUCGGCCCCCACCUCGCCGUCUCUGCAGCUACAGGACAAGAACGCCAACAACCACACACAUCCUCAUUCCCCAAACCCCACCCCCGUAGAGAAUGGCAACCAGAUCUCAAACGGAUCGCUGGAGGACGAGAGUCACAGCAAGUCAAACUCCACCAGCGCCACCACUCUGCACAGACACAUGGACAGUCAUCACACUCAGGUGUUCCAGCGGUUACGUCUGUCCAAUGGGGAUGAGAGUGCCGCCCUUGGGGAGCUUCUGCGAUGGCGGCGAGCGCAGUGUGAGCGGCGGGGUGACUGGAAGCACCGUCCACCUCAGUCCCCAGCCCUGCCCCCCACACUGCUCUGGACCAACAGGAAGGCCUCUCCAUGAUGCAGUUACAUGUACUGGCCAGAAGUUCCUCCCUUUCUUUCUAUUCAGACACACUCGCACAUGCUAUUUUUUUUUUCUUUUUUUUAAAGUGGACCAAGUGACCUCACUGCCCAGGGGCGAGGUUAAAGCUCCGAGCCCCAAAGCGUGAGCCUCGUCCCUGGGCUGAACGUCCUGCCUCUGCGCCUUUGACCUCAACUGUGGAGGAUUUCCCAAACUACAUACACAGACAUGCUCAGGACCUUCAACACUGAGUUAGCUAUGAAAAAACAUGGAAUAAAGACACAGUAGAGGUCCAUGGGGAGCUGUUUUUGUUUUUGUGAUCAAAGAUUUUAUUUAAAGAGAAAGUCAGAAUAUUAUUUAUUUUCAGUUCCUCUGAGAUAAAAUGUUUGACAUCCAUCGUUGGGAGGCUGAAUUAAAGAGCAGACUAAGAGUGUUUUCAUAGUAGUCAGAUAUUAAAUGGCCCUUCUCGUCUUUCUCAAUACUAUCAUGUUGUUCUGCUGCACACAAAGGAGCUCCACCCCAAAACAUGGUGCUGACUAUACUUGACGUGCUGUCCCGUGAUGUCCCCAUGAAUGCUUGUGUGUGCCCCCCCUAGUCUCAAACGUACUCUGAAGUUUACAAGUCAACCGACGCCUUCGUACACCUCCAGUUUUUAGAAUCAAUGUACUGGCUUAGAUAUUGGGACCUUUUCAGGUACAGCUCUCACUUAGCCUCUCAAGGUUGGGCUGUUAGUGCUACUGCGGCCCUGGCAACGAGCGACCAGGGGUCAGGGUAACCUCAGUAAUAUCCCAAUGUGCACUUCUCUUCCACAUUGUUACCACCAGCCUUUGAGGGAAUAAAAAACCUCUGGCCAAAAGGCAAACUACUGCACUUACCUUUACAAUGAAAAGGGGAUCCAACAAAAAAGAAAACCUGCCUUGGUUUAAGGUGUAACGGUAAAGCUGAAAUAGCAAAGCUUUACCUGACAGGUAUAUAGUCCAUGUUGUGAACAUGAAACUCUGUGCCAAAGUGACACAACUUGUGAAAGAUAUGUCUAAACUAACAAGUAUAGUUAUACAACCUGAUGUAUACAGUAGUCCCCAUAUAUUCUCAUGUACAGACAUAAAUGACCAAAUCCUAGCUGUUACUCAGUGGUGGCUCAAUGGACCGUUUCUAAAUAGAUCAGAAGAACACAUUGGGGGAAAAAAGAGAAAAGAAACAGUCUACACUUGAAAAGUAGCAACUUAACUCUUAUUGUGUCUCACCAACACUUGAACAGUGUUGAUCAGGAGACUGUGCAGAGCUCAGGGACUCAUGCACAGAUGAACUCGAUUAUUGUACAGACUCUUCCACCGUGGGUGUGUCCGCACAGACGCCCAUGACCUUCCGCGCCCUUCAUCUCUUUCCCCUCUUGACCCUAUCAAACAGACCCUUUCUCCCCUCUCGGAUCCCUGACCCCUCCCCCCACCCUCCCUAAUGGAUCAAACCGGCUCUACGGGUGUUUCCAUGGCAACCGCUUUGUAAAUAGUGACCAUUGUUGUACGUUUUAGCUUUUACUAUAGCAGAAAAGCACAGAGAACUGAAAGAAGGAGGAAGAAGUGUGAUAAUACUGUCUAUGAUGGUGAAACUGAGAUUUAAGAUUGUCUUGGGUUAGAUGCAAUGAGGUAAAGAGAAGAGGUUUAUUUUAAAAUGUGAAUAUCUUUUUUUCAGAAUGAUUGUCUAUGGCUAUGAAAUUCUUUAUACUCUAUUUAAUAUUAUUACACCCCCCCCACCCCACCCCACCCCCCCUCUUACCCCGUUGUUCUGUUCCUAUGAUGCAAGGCAGAUGUUUUCAUUGUAUAUGGAUGUUUUAUUGCACAAUGUUUAUGUGAUGUCGUGUUGACUUCUGUAAUGGGCUGGGCGUGUCUCAACAAGCUGUUUGAUCUUCGAAGAUCGGUCUGGAUUGUUAGAGCCGCAAAGUAUCAAUAGCUCUAAUUGAUUUCUCAUUCCCACUGAUCACCCACAAUGUGUCUGAUUGAUUCAGCCUUAUGAAUUAGCAGCACCAUCACAGGAUCGAUCUCAGCUGCUGUCGGUGCGCUAAAGGUGCACAAAUAUUCAAGAGGAAAUCAAAGGAGAUACUCACAACA
This is a messenger RNA of Centropristis striata (black sea bass), 8278 nucleotides long. RefSeq names its product myosin XVI (gene myo16). The record is from RefSeq and is a predicted model, not a curated record. Gene Ontology annotation, molecular function: ATP binding; actin filament binding; cytoskeletal motor activity. Gene Ontology annotation, cellular component: myosin complex; nucleoplasm; perinuclear region of cytoplasm. The transcript is spliced from 35 exons. The coding region runs from base 285 to 6173 and encodes 1962 amino acids. Lineage: Eukaryota; Metazoa; Chordata; Actinopteri; Perciformes; Serranidae. Gene Ontology annotation, biological process: negative regulation of G1/S transition of mitotic cell cycle; phosphatidylinositol 3-kinase/protein kinase B signal transduction; neuron projection morphogenesis.